This is a messenger RNA of Cimex lectularius (bed bug), 1561 nucleotides long. RefSeq names its product protein C21orf2 homolog. The record is from RefSeq and is a predicted model, not a curated record. Bases 329 to 1432 code for a protein of 367 amino acids. Gene Ontology annotation, biological process: cytoskeleton organization. Lineage: Eukaryota; Metazoa; Arthropoda; Insecta; Hemiptera; Cimicidae. The transcript is spliced from 12 exons.
CAAAGGUAUGCUGGUAGGUGAACCUAGCGCUUUCUAUUUCAAAUUUCUCGAGUCAGUCAUUCGGAACAAAGCGCUGUGGUCGGUUAUGAUUGUCGUUCCGUUGUGCUCGAAUCCAGUAAAUGUUUUAUAACUGUUCUUCCCCCUUUUUAUGAAUAGUUUUCCGUGAAUCGGCCGGGUCGGGAAUCAUAGAUAGGAUGUCCGGAAGGGCUUUGCCUCGUCGCUGCUCCUAUCUUAUCGAAAUGUUUACUUUUCCCAUUCCCUGAUCAGAAAAUCUGUCCAGAGUGUUGAGUUUUCCCCUUUUGACUCUCGUGUCAGGUCAGCAGCAGCGAUGGUCGUCCUCACGGAAGAGAUGCUCAUCGCCAGGACGAAGCAGUCCAAUUUAAAAGCGAUCACGAAGCUCAACUGCUGGGGCAGCCAAUUGUCAGACGUGAGCAUCCUGAGGAGGAUGACCAACGUCGUCGUCCUGUCCUUAAGCGUAAAUUCGAUCACGUCCCUCGUGGAUUUUCAGUUUUGCAAAAAGCUGCAGGACCUUUUUAUACGUAAAAACAACAUCCAGGAUUUGAACGAAGUCGUCUAUUUGAAGGACCUCGAACAUCUGAAACACCUCUGGCUCGGUGAAAAUCCCUGUGCAAAUGUCGACGGAUACCGACUAGCAGUAAUAAGGGCAUUGCCAAAGCUUCAGAAGUUGGAUGAUGAUCCGAUUGAUUCUGCCGAAGUCCAGAAAGCACUGAAAUAUGGCCGGGUGCUCAUUCAUCCCGAACAAAUUGGGGAAUACUAUUCCGACCCCGAUGAAGAGUACGAACCAGAGUACACUCAAGAACCACAGGACAAUUCUCCUUCUCCCGAUGAGAGCCCUGUCGAACCGACUACGAGAAAUAGUUAUAGCCCAGAACCAAUCGUCCAAUAUCAAAGGGAAAGGGAACAUGUUCCAAAUAAUACAACCAAUGAGACUGAGCAACAUUACAAUGAUGUAAAUCAACAUGGUGAUUGUGUUUCUGAUGCAGAUAUGUAUAGAGUUAAGUAUGAUGAAAAAAUGCCUGAUGUUCCCCAACGCCCACCCCAGAUUGGUGUAAUUCACAGAAGUCGAACUCUUCCUCAAGAACGCUGCUAUUCUCCGGACCUUGUAAGCAGUAACAACAGCUAUGUUGUUGAUCCAGGGUAUAGAACGUCUACUCCUGUAUAUGCAAAUAGUAAUACAAGAAAUGUUCAACCGAAUGUCCAGUCUGAAGCAGAAUUUUCAUACAAUAAUGACUGGAAGAGAAGGAGUUGCCAAUCUACCUGUUGUAUCCAAGGGACCCAAAAGAGGCCAAAUGAACGACGGACGAAUGUACUCAAUGCUGUUUUGUGCCUUGUGAAGGAGCUGGACUAUCCCAAUUUGGAAGUCGUUCAAAUGGCGGUGAAAUGCAGGAUGGAAGAACUUGCAGAAAUGUGAUUACUAUUUUUUAAUUAGUCAGAACUAAUGAAUAACGUCCAUACUGCUCGACAAAAUAUUUCUAACUAAAUUGGCAUAGACUUAGAGACACAGAUUGUGAUAGUAAAGAAAUUUUUGUUCGUACAAUUA